Aspergillus mulundensis is the source of this 3924-nucleotide messenger RNA. RefSeq lists its product as uncharacterized. NCBI's taxonomy places the organism in Eukaryota, Fungi, Ascomycota, Eurotiomycetes, Eurotiales, Aspergillaceae. The transcript has a single exon. The coding region runs from base 1 to 3924 and encodes 1307 amino acids. The record is from RefSeq and is a predicted model, not a curated record.
AUGCGGCUGUCCACUUUGUGGCAUGCCUGCGGCCUGGCUGCUGUUGCUGCUCCUGCAGUAGCAGGUGUCCUUGACCCAGGCAUGACUGCCGUGUAUGACGUUUCGGCUUCCACGGUCAUCACUUCUUAUGUCCUUUCCCCUGUCUAUAUCACUUCUUAUGCGGCGACUGAUGGCCCUGACGGCUCCACCCCCGUGUCUACUGGCACCGGUGCUGCUGUCUCAACCACUUCUGCUUCGGUCUCGUCAAUUUCCGAUCCUCUUGGCUCUACUUCUUUGGUUUCUGUCCCUUCGGUCUCCGACUCUUAUGGUCCCAGCUCUUUGGUCUCUACCUCUACUGUUUUGAGCCCUAUUGUUACCACCUCUCUUGGGCCCACGACUUUUGUUACUGUACCUUCCACCACUUCUGCCUCGAACCCAGAUGUUCUCACUUCUCUGGGCUCGAGCGUUGUUACGUCCAGCUCUUCCGGUACUAGCUCUGUGUCCACCAGCUCGCUUGAUCCCAGCCCUGCUAUCCCCAACACUAGCACCGCUGUCCUUACCACCUCAAGCACCAGCAUUGUAUCCACUACUAGUGGUGAUAUUCCAACCACUAGCACGGAUGUUAUUUCGAGCUCUGACACCAGUACGGAGGCUAUGUCGACGACCUCUUCAUUGACUUCCUCUGUUCCGCCAGCGGAUCCUACUGUCACCCUACCGACUGUGCCUCCUUCUGACACCCUUUCAACUGAAGCUCCACCCUCCGCUACCCCUACACCAGGUAGCUCAUCUUCCGGUUCGGUCACAAGCACUGUCUCGAUAACUCAGUCUACGUCUACUGGUUCUUCUACUUCUUCGCCACUGGUUUCCGUCACUGAUGAGCAAUCGACUUCCGUGACUAGCCUCACCUCGAUUACCACAACUGAUGAAUCUGGGUUCUCAACUACUAUCGUCCAACCGACUACUACACCCGAUCUCACUACUACGGAACCGAUCCCUGACACUACAAGCGUGAUCCCUCCCCCUCAAACUACAAAGCCUCCUGGUCAGGAGGACGACGACGAGGAGAAUGAUGAUGAGGAGGACGAUGAGGAGGACGAUGAGGAGGACGAUGAAGACGAUGAGGAGAAUGAUGAGGAAGACGAUGAUGACCAGGAGAAUGAUGAUGAAGACGAUGAGGAGAAUGAUGAGGAAGACGAUGAUGACCAGGAGAAUGAUGAUGAAGACGAUGAUGAGGACAACCAUGACGAGGAGGACAACCAUGAUGAUGAGAACAAGGACGACGAAAACAAGGAUGACGAGCAUCAGGAUGACGAAAACAAGGAUGACGAAAACAAGGAUGACGAGAACCAGGAUGACGAGGAUGAAGACGAGAACGAGGAUGAGAAUGACAACACAUCUACCACAUCUACCCCCUCGGAAACUACCACCACGACAUCGUGUACCUCUGAGAUAACCGCAUUCUACGUCACUGUUCAGUGUGAGCCGACCUCGAUCACUAUCUCGGACUCUACGCUCUCGACCACGACUUGCAGCCCAUCCACGACGUUGACAACCACUGGGUGCUCCGUCACCGAUACUACUACGACCGUCACGAAGACUUCAUCUUGUACCGAAGAGACGGCGAAUCAAGUUACUGUCCUCUGUGAGCCGAUCUCGACUGUCUUGGGUAGCUCGACCAUCUCAACCACCACAUGCUACCCAACCACCACCAUUACAGCCACCGGAUGCUCCGUCACCGCCACUACUACCACUGUCACCAGCACCCCAACUCCUUAUCCACUAUGCAAGGCAGACUCUUGUGGCAAUUCAUGCCGCAGCGAGGGAAAGGGAGGAUAUGUGCCUAUCGCGACGCUUGACUGCAAAGUAAUCCCAACUACCACGUUGACUGCACUACCUGCUUCGAGCAUCGUUGUGGCCCAGACUCCUAUACCUGUUCGCCGCCGCGCAAAUGGCCCGGUGAAACGAGACGACGAUCCCUCCGACGACGAGCCCUCUGACGAGGAGCCCUCUGACGAGGAGCCCUUUGACGAGGAGCCUUCUGACCACGAGCCUUCCGACGACGAGCAUUCCGACGAUGGUGAUCUCUUAGGUCCUGUACCCCUGGACAAUGACAAUCCCGAAGACUUGUUGGCGGUGUACCGACUUCUCUCUGAAGCAAAUCCUUUCUCUGAUGAUUCUGUAGGAAAUAGAUGGGCUCCGGUUGAUCGCGGCACCGCAACGUGUGCUGAGUGGUGGCCAUUUGAUCCGUACGGCCAAAAGCUUGCGCGGAUGGCAGCCGGCAUGCGAGAUCUUGAAGGAUGCACCGCGGUGUUUAUUGUGUCGGUUAAGGGGGCGUACAUCGCGCAUAUUUGGGAAGACCCCGUCUUUGCAAAUAGCUACAAUCGCCAACUUUCAGACGUCUCUGAUUUUUUAAUGCUAUCGCUUGAACCUCUCCUGGGUCGGCUUAUGUUUAACACGGAUGGCAAUCAGUUCCCUUGGAUUCAACCACCGAUCCCGGAACUUAUUGGAACGUCAGACGCCCCAGGGCCACUUCACCCUUCGAAUAGCCCGAAGGUUUAUGUUAUUUCACCAUUUGACGCCAAUUACCUCGAAGAAGACCAGGAACCGCGGAUCCUAUAUGCGGAACGAGCUGCUUAUCUAGCUGAACAGCUCACUGGGUACUUGUAUGAAGGCUUAGUACCAGAAGGACUACACGGUGAAGUUCAUGGCUACGUCCGCGCAUUGGGACGCCAGUUAGACUCGAAUGAUGAUCACUUUGGAAAAAUCGUCCUCGAUGUCGCACCGUAUCACCGUUACGAACUGGUUGACCACCAGCACUACAAUCGAAUCGGUGCUUAUCGGCUGUGGAUACAAGGAGUUCAGGCUGCCCAUGUGGAGUAUUAUGCCCAAUACAACGCUCUUAUUCCUGUCCCCGGUCAAGUGCAACGACGAGAUGUCACACCCGAGGACGAGGAAAUAUGUCUAACUCCCUCUGGCACCAACCCACCAGGACAGCCCCCGGGAUUCACCCUGCCGCCCUCGCCAAAGGCCACAGGAGAAACACUCCCUCAGAAUGCGUCUCUCGUCAGCGAGAUCCAAUGCUACGAGCUACCCUUCUUUGUUCCAUCUAAGCCGGACAAGGGCAAGGUUGAGGAAGUUGCAGAAUAUUGCCGAGAUGGACGACAUGUCAGCGACCGCGAUACAGAGCUCGGUCCUCACGACCCACCUAUCGAGUACACCCUGGCUUCCGGCAACACACCCGAAACCGCUAAGCCGUACUAUGUUGUCCGGUUCGAAUGGGAAAAAGACUGUCAAGGGCCAGCCCAGAAUGUCCACCAUCCGAUGACCGGCCACAACUGCCACCAGCUCAUUGUGGACAUCUUCAAGAUGGAAACCUGCGAUACGUACAAUGGUUACGGUGGCUCUAUCGUCGUUGGAUGCAUUCGUUAUAGUGCUUGGUUGAAGGGUGAUGAGGAUAAAGACGGCGGAGACGCGAACUCUGGUGGCUCUUCGGCCCCUCCAGCUGAAGAAGGCAAAGUUGGAGAGACCCUCCCAUACGACAAGGGACGCAUCGGCGAGACGCUUAAGACGAUUGACACCACCCCAAUCCACGUUAAAGACGAUAGGCUCAUCGAUAUGCUUGUGGAGAAGUGCGAGAACGGCGGUAUCGGCAAAGAUGACAUGAGCCUUGGGCCAGACUCUGCGCUCGUGUACACAGUUAGUCUUUCUGAGGGCGCGACCGACUACUACAAGACUCACAUUUACUGGCAAGACAAGUGCGAAGGUCCGAAUCAGAACCCGGUGUACCCGAUGGAGAAGCUUUCCUGUAAGGACAUCACCAAAAAGAACUUCAAAAAGGAUUUCGUCGAACCGGGUGGCUACGGCAUUGGCGGAUCGACCCAGGUUGGAUGUCUAGUCUACGAUUCCUACAUGGCAGGCUACCCUAUGGGAGAGAUCGUGAGCUAA